AUGUCGCUUUGCCAUGAAGAUUUGGGAAAAGAACUCAACAAUUUGAGGAAAUCCAUUAAUGAAGAGUUAUGUUCAAGAAAUUUCCAGAGUUUGAAGUAUGAAGAUUUAUGCGUGCAUCCAAAUGUUGAGAUUCCGCCAGGGUACAAAAUACCUAAGUUUAACACUUUUAAUGCGGAGGGAGAUCCCGUCACUCAUUUAAAGGAGUAUUGCAGCAGAUUAAUUGGUAUUGGACAUAAUGAAGCCGUACGAAUGAGAUUUUUCAUUCAAAGUUUAUCAGGAUCAGCACUCUCUUGGUACACCAAACAAGAUUUUAGCAAAUGGCAUACAUGGGAAGAUAUGGCCCGCGAAUUUAUAAAGCAACUCGAGUUCUACAAUGGAGGCGAUCCGCACAUAGCCGAUUUGCUCAGAGAAGACUUAUAUUAUGAUAAGUUGCUCGGAGCUUGUGCACGCAACUUCUUUGAUUUAAUUAGGAUUGGUAAAGAACUAGAAAGUUCCAUUGAAGGAGGAAGAAUUAUAGAUAGCUCAGCAGCACAAGCCGUUCACCAAACCUUCCAAGCGAAGAUACCAGGAAAUCUGCAAAGCGAAAUGAAGGAACACCAAUUCACUUCCAUGACUAUGCAUCAAGCGCAAUGCCAUCAAAGUCACCAAAUUUUUCAAUCUUAUGCCACUAUGCAGUAUCCUCGUCAGCAAAACUCCCAGAAUGGCUACCAACAACGGUUUCACCAAGCACAAUCUAGCUCUCGACAACAGAAGAAGAGGAAAUCUUUUUCCUUCACUCCUCCAGAUGAGCCAUUGGCAAGUAUAUUUGAGAGGUUGAGUGCUAAGGGUAUUCCACAACCAAAGAAGGGAUUUAUACCUAAGCAUCCACCUCCAAACUUUGAUUUAUCUAAGAGUUGUGCUUACCACUCAAACAUUCAAGGACAUGACAUUGAAGAAUGUCCGGCGCUAAGAUUUAAGAUUCAAAGCAUGAUUGAAAGUGGUAAGAUAAAGCUACAGCUAGAGCCUCCAACCAGUAAUGGUAAUAUUGCAAACACAAACACAAUUGUUGUUAAGGGUGAUCCAUCGAAAUUGGCACCAAGGCAUUUGAAAAGAAAGCGUGUAACAACUCAAGAAGACUUACAGGGACAUCAUCUCGCAACUUGA
Messenger RNA from Lycium barbarum (goji berry), 1143 nucleotides. RefSeq lists its product as uncharacterized. NCBI's taxonomy places the organism in Eukaryota, Viridiplantae, Streptophyta, Magnoliopsida, Solanales, Solanaceae. The record is from RefSeq and is a predicted model, not a curated record. Bases 1 to 1143 code for a protein of 380 amino acids. The transcript has 2 exons.